Messenger RNA from Colletotrichum tamarilloi, 321 nucleotides. RefSeq lists its product as uncharacterized. Lineage: Eukaryota; Fungi; Ascomycota; Sordariomycetes; Glomerellales; Glomerellaceae. The transcript has 2 exons. The record is from RefSeq and is a predicted model, not a curated record. Bases 1 to 321 code for a protein of 106 amino acids.
AUGGAUGCGGGCGAUGACGGACUGGGGGAUGCAGGGACUAAGGAUGACCUUGAAGAGGCUGGCUUCAUUGAUGUCUCUCGAAAAACAGUCGACUUCCGUUUGCAGGAUCAUCGAAACACAGCUGGAAAUUGGUUCAAGCACGGCCUAUUCACGCUACUGAAGGCAGGAGACCUUGCGCCCUUGCCAUGGUUGAAGCAUUGCAGGCAAGAAAUAUCAGCAAGGCGCCCUGCUUUCCCGUUGUUGCCCGAGUCCAUCGAUGAAUUUUUGGCCGCAGUCGGGAAAGAACUCGCCGAAGCCAAUGACGAUCUGGACGGGAUGUAG